UACAAGAAAUUAAGGUCUCUUCUUACCCGGUGAUGUGAGAGAGGAUGUGUGUAUCUAGGUCGAUCCUCAAUACAAGAAAUGAAAGUCUCCUCUUACCUGGUGAUGUGAGGGGAGGCCGGUUCUCCAUCGUGAUGUCCUUCUACAGAUCCUUGUGUUCCUCAAAAUACUCCCACACCUCUAUUGUUUCUGUCUUUCUAUCAGAGGAUGUGUGUAUCUAGGUGGAUUCUCAGUACAAGAAAUUAAAGUCUCCUCUUACCCGGGGAUGUGAGGGGCGGCCGGUUCUCCAUCAUGACGUCC
Molecule: messenger RNA, 297 nt
Organism: Staurois parvus
Lineage: Eukaryota; Metazoa; Chordata; Amphibia; Anura; Ranidae
Source: the annotation of a GenBank genome assembly